GCAUGAGAUAGAAAAAGCUUUGUUAUUACUUAACAACGAAAAUUAAGUGUAUCAAACAUAAAUUUUAACCUUCCACGAAUAACUCACAUAAGAAAUUUACAAUAAUAUUAUAAUGUGGAAUAUAAGUUGUUUAAGAACUGAAACUCGCUUUUUCAUAAAAUAAUAAAACGCUCAUAUAAUAUCCUUAUAAGGAGCAAGUAAUACUUAAUUUAAAGAUUCAAUUAAUUAUAAUAAUUAUUAUAAGAGAACUGGUUCUUCACAUUUUGGUGGCAUUAAUACAGGUAUACAUAGAGAUUUUAACUCUUUAGAUAUAUCAAAUGUAUUUAUUAAUGAGGAUACCUUUGGGUAUUUUGGUAAUAAGAGCAGUUAACUAAUUUGCAGAUUUAAUAAUCAUUAAAGUUUAUUUUAAUAACACUCUCAAAAGUUUAUUUAAUGAAUUUAUUAUAAAUAUUGAGUUAAAUGAAUACAAAUCAAUCCCUCAUACUCAUACUGUGUGGGGAUUUUAACUAUUAAAAUAGCUCUUCGCCUAUGUUAAAUUAUCUGAUAUAAGGAAGAAAACUUUUAAAAUAACAAUUUUCGGUCAAUAAGUUACUUCGAUAACAGAUCACUUAUUAAUUAAUACAGAUGGAUAGUAAUAAAUUUUUGUUAUGGGCCAAAAUCUCUGAUCAU
Paramecium octaurelia is the source of this 669-nucleotide messenger RNA. The record is from the annotation of a GenBank genome assembly. Lineage: Eukaryota; Ciliophora; Oligohymenophorea; Peniculida; Parameciidae.